CUUCAUUCCUUCCAUCAAACGCUUUACCAAUACAUCACGAACCAGUCAUUACGAAACAGGCCAGAUUCGAUAGUUAUUCUAUUGAUUAACCCGAUCGACACUGGACUAAUAACACAACUCGGCAUCAUUCACACGCAAACAUGAAGAUUCGCUCUUCUCGCAUCUCCGUCUCAAUAGCAAAGGCAAUAUGCAAACGUCACGGCUCUUCAAAAAUAGGCCUCAUCAAAGCCAUCAACGCCUUUUUCCGCCUCUUCAAACUCUUCCUCUCGCGCUAUCGCUCCGUCGAUUUUCUAGCGCUGCGAAAAGAAGUCUGGCAAAUUGACGAAGACGAGUAUCACGUUUCUUUCGAGGCCGACACCAAAGACUCGCUCGUACCCAUCGGAGAUUUGGGGUAUAGCGGUUCUACUUUCUUCACCACAGCGAAUGAGAAGUAUCUCAUAAAGUCGCUGCCCAGACGCUUCGAGCAUGAUUUCUUCGCCAAGGAACUACUGGACCCGUAUGUUGGACACAUGAAAAAUCAGCCGCACAGUUUACUCGUUCGUAUCAUGGAUCUUGUUUAUGCACCGCACAAGUCCAUCGGUGGAAUGCUCGGUGCUGCGCCUACGCAUCACAUUGUCAUGGAGAAUUUGCUCUUCGGGAAGCCACAUGGUGAACAAGGCAAGACGUGGGAGACGUACGAUCUCAAGCCAAACGACUACUUCUUCCCGGAACGAGAUAUCGCAAACGGUGCUCUGGUGCCGGAUAGUGUGAUAGACCGUCUCGUUGACGAGUUCCCCGACAAGGUCCGCGUCACACGCCAGGCCAAAGACGAGCUUCUCUCCCUCCUCUUCGCAGAUUCAGCACUUCUAGCCUCCCACAACGCAGUCGACUACUCGCUAUUCCUCGUGCGGUACCCCGUAGGUAUCGAGGUGCCAGUUGUGGAAUCCGAUGCGGGAAAUUGGCGGCGAGGAGUGGAUGAUGUGGAAGGAAAGUGGGCGUACCGAUGUGUCCUGCUUGACUUUUUCUGGACAAAGCAUGCGUUCCAAGCACGAGCGUUGACAAAGGUUGUCAAGAUCUUUAACAAGAUUGCUCACAAGGGGCCUAUGAGCAUUACUGCUGAUCCGGCCGAGUAUAGGGACAGGUUUAUGAAUAUGGUGGACGAGAUGGUCGUCGCGGGGUGAUGCGGUUGUCUUCGCGCUGAUAUUACUACGCGAAGCACGGAGUAGGGAAGGGCUUUCUUUUUGUUUCGGUGAUACCUGAUAUUCUCUCGGAUUAAUGAUUCUAUGGAGUGACUCAUACGAUAUUUCCACAAGACUUGCGUAUUGAGGCUGAUUGUUGACCCAUCGAUUGAUGUGGUGACAGCUUCACGAGACGGACUGCAAGUUCGUGUAAUACAAAAAUAGUAGU
Fusarium graminearum PH-1 is the source of this 1386-nucleotide messenger RNA. RefSeq lists its product as uncharacterized. The coding region runs from base 141 to 1160 and encodes 339 amino acids. The record is from RefSeq and is a predicted model, not a curated record. Gene Ontology annotation, biological process: phosphatidylinositol metabolic process. The transcript has a single exon. NCBI's taxonomy places the organism in Eukaryota, Fungi, Ascomycota, Sordariomycetes, Hypocreales, Nectriaceae. Gene Ontology annotation, molecular function: phosphatidylinositol kinase activity.